Molecule: messenger RNA, 3073 nt
Organism: Brassica rapa (field mustard)
Lineage: Eukaryota; Viridiplantae; Streptophyta; Magnoliopsida; Brassicales; Brassicaceae
Source: RefSeq, a predicted model, not a curated record
UAAAAUCUUGUUGAAUAUUACUUGGGAGGAUUGUCUUGUUUGUGAUGAACGUUGAGAUAUUCAAGUGUAAUGAAAUUUUCGAAUUAGGGUACUUGGUAAUAAUCCUUAUAUAGUUAUGGUUGAUUCGAGUAUUAUCUAUCACACACAUAUGACUAUAUACAUAAUCUAUAUGUGUCUAUUCGUAUAGUCAAGCAUUUGUUCGUUAGUUGGUUUGACUUUGAAUGAGGGUAACAAAAGUCUAAGAUGACAAAGGCAAUCUUAUUCUUAUGUCAUAUGAAUCUCAUAUUCUAGUUGACAAAAAAAAUCUCAUACUUCUAUAUGCAAUUUUGUUUGUAUGUUUCAUGAUUCCUUCAGUCAGAGCCUAAAUCUCACCAACCACACUACCUACAAUUUUCUAAGUCAAACAGAACCAAAUCCGAAGGAAUUUUAGGCUUUGAUUGUAUUGUACUUUUAGAGUAAAUAUUUACUCUAAAUUUACAUUUACUCUAUGUUCAGCCAAAAACGUGCCAAUCAGGUUAACUACUAACUUUUACCUUUUCAGCUAGCUAGUCACUGUGCAUUCAGAAUAAAACACUCUCUAAUUUUUAUUCUUGAACUUAUAAGAGAUAUAUGAUUUGCGCUGAAUUUUAUUCUCUCCCCACUUUUCACCUUUUUUAUAUUACUCACUUUUCCACCAUUUCAUUUACUCCAUUUUACUCUCACUUUUACCAAUCACUCUCUUAAUCUCUUGACUCUACAUUUUUGUUCGCUUUCUUAAAGUCAAACAAUCUUAGCAACUAAAAGCCAUUCACUCUAGUCAUUUUUUUGGAGUCAAUCUUUACAUCAUUGUUAAUCAUAUUCAUCAUUUUCAAUAAGAAUUUGGAAUAUGCUACUUCGAAGUGUUUUUUUUUUGAAUAUUCAUCAUAUACAAUUUUAUUUAUUUUUUAAUUUUUAUUUCUAAGAAACAUCUUAUUUUAAAUAUUAUACUGUUCGUGAAACAUUUAUUCUUUUAGGUUCUCAAAUGUCAUGGCAAAAUCUUAUAAUAUCACCCACCCAUAUAACUAUAUUUGUACUUGUCAACACUUAUCUAACUAUUUUUUUUUUUGAAAUUAUAUACAGAUAUUUUAACUCCACAAAAAUGAUCUAAACUAGUCACGUGUUACUACGUGUCAGUGCCAUAUCUCUAACGAUAUCGAAUUGUUAAUUUUUUAGUGGCCGAAAAUCGUAUUCUGGUAACUUUACCGUAUUGAGUUUUUGUCCUAAGUUAGAUCACCACCACCGACUAUGUUCUGUUCUUACCUUACAUGUUCGAAAUAAAUGGUCGACUUCUCUGUAUUUCUCUCAUUUUGAAUUUGAGUUUUCAUGAUAUAAAAUUAUAAAAAGGACAAAGUAUCUCGUUUGUAUAUAUCCGAAUACUAUUUGGUAAUAAAUGCAAUUUCAAAGCACAAUUCAUACACUCAAUCUCUUGCAUAUUAUUUUCAAAUCACAUUUAUUGCUACAAAACAUCUCAUUUUUAUAAUUACUUCUCAAGAGUAUUUAUGGUGAAAGCUAGAUAAAACUAAUUAAUUUAAUGUGCAUUCAAUGAAACCCUCUCACCUCUUGUGUGUGUUAUAUUUAUCUAUAUAUAACAACAACGAGUAACAUGAAGACGUCAACUUUCUUUUAACUCUCAAGAACAACAACAAUAGUUUUAACCAAGUGUUUCUUAUUCAGAUUCCUAUAGAUUUAAAUAUAUGCAAGAAACAUGAAUCAGCAAGAAACCGCGAGUACUCUUGAACUUGAUCUGAAACUAAACAUAUUGGAUUCAUCUUUGCCAACUGAUGAGAGCCCAUCUUCGUCGUUGUGUUCGGAGGAAGCUGAAGGUGGAGAAGGAGAGGCUAAAUCGAUUGUGGUCGUUGGUUGCCCUAAUUGCAUCAUGUACAUCAUCAUGUCUUUGGAUAGUAACCCUAGAUGCCCUAGAUGCAACAGCCAAGUUUUGCUUGAUUUUCUCACAAGAAACAAUAGCCAAAAGAGUAUUAAUUAAAAAAAUAUCCAACUAAGAAUGUUCUUUUUUUUUCUUGAUUUAUUGCCUCAUAUAUUGAUAGUUUAAACUACUCUACGAUGAACGGAUGUAUUCAUAAAACCGAAAUUCUAUAUACUUCUGUUUUUCAAGAACAUCGCUGAUCACUUUUAUUAUUUGUAUAAUUGUAUUAAAGUUAAGCGAUAAAUAUUAAUUCUUUGCAACAGGCGAUUGCAAAAAAAGACUAAUAUAUAAGAUUACAAAGAUUUUUUUCCAGUGGUGGAUUAUGGAUAUUAAUGACGGGUACGUAUUGUCUUCAAAACAGUGAUGGUAUUCCGUUUUGGGUAAUGGGUAGUCGUACUAGCUUGGCAUUUCUUGACCAUUGCAAUAUGUAGUUUUAUAAAUAGAAGGGAAAAUUGUUUUAUAGGCCAAAAAUAGUAAUUAUGUCCCAUUAGACUAAAUUCUAUUUUAUACUAUUUUGUCUCUAAUGCCUUAUUAUUUUUGAAAAUAAAUUAAAUAAAAAGUUUUACAAACAAAUUUUUCUUAGAAAAUAGUAAUUACUGAUGAAAUACAUAUAUAAACUUAAUGGUAUUUUUUUCAGUUCUAAAAAUAUUUAAAUCAUAAUUUCAAAUUAUGUUCUAUAUAAGUAGAAUUGACAUUCUAUGAAUUAGAAAAUGAUAUUCAUUUUUUUCAUUGAAUCUACUAUGUUUAGAAUACAUGAUUUACGUAAAUAAUAGUACUUUAAAAAUAUUUAUAAUACACAUUUCGUGCUUAACCUAUCGCUCUAAAAUCUGUAGAAAUCAGAAUGUACAAAUUACUAUAAAUCUAAAACCUGCAGAAAUCGAAAUCUACGCAUUACUAUAAAUCUAAAACCAGUAGAAACCGAGUUCUACAAAUUUACUGUAAAUCUAAAACCUAUAGAAAUCGAAAUAUACACAAUCUUAUAAAUCUAAAAACCUGUAGAAACCGAGUUUUCUACAGAUUUAUUGUAUUCUACAGAUAAUAAUAAUCAGUUCCAAAAAUAUGGAAAGAAAAUAUUUGAAAAUAUUAUGUUUUCAUAUAUGAAAAAAAAUCGAUUUUUCAGGAAAAAAAAAU